This is a messenger RNA of Closterium sp. Naga37s-1, 1140 nucleotides long. NCBI's taxonomy places the organism in Eukaryota, Viridiplantae, Streptophyta, Zygnematophyceae, Desmidiales, Closteriaceae. The record is from the annotation of a GenBank genome assembly.
AUGGCUUUCACGUCGUUCCUCCGGUGCGCCUCGUCGAACGACACCUUCAAACCGAGUAGGACUGCAGACAAACUCAAUAGGUUACUGCAUAACAGCACGGUGCUGAAGAGAGUGGAAGCGGAGCAAGGCGGUGGGCGGCACAAUGGGCGGCACAGUGGGCGGCACAGUGGGCGGCACAGUGGGCGGCAGCAGCAGAAGGAGAUGGAAGGGGGAGGAGAGCAGGAAGUGGUGGGAGAAGGGGAGGGGGAAGGAGAGGGGGAAAUAAAAGGGGAAGGAGGGGCUGAGGAAGAAGCGGAGUGGUGCAUGGGGAAGAAUGCCGCAGAGGCAGAGAAUAAACCAAUGAGGAAGGAUAAACCUUCUGGUUCCGCUGGUUCUGCUAGCAAAGUUGGCGAUACGCAUGAGGAGAAGGGACAGGAAUCUGCUGCGGAAGAGUCUGGGGCGGCUGGAACUGGGGAGGAGGCUGCAGGAGGGAGUGGGAGGAAGAAUGCGCGGAAGGGUGGGGGUAUUGGGGGGAGGACGAGGGGGCGUGGGGCGAAGGGAGAGGGAAAGAGUGAGGGGAGUGGGGUUAAGGUAGGGGGGAGUGGGGCAAGUAGGGGAAGCAGAAGGAGGGCAGUGGGGGGGAGUAAAGGAGGAGAGGUAGGAGGGGAAGGAGGAGGCGAGUUGGGAGGGGAAGGGGGAGGAAACAUGGGAGGGAAAGGAGUAGGAAAUGGAGCAGGAGGAGAGGAGAGUGACCAAGUGGGAAGAGAGGAGAGGGAAGGGUUGGGGGAGAGCGAAGGCAUGGGGGGAGGAGAGGAGAGCGAAGAGAGCGAGGGCAUGGGUGAAGGAGAGGAGAGCGAAAAGAGCGAGGGCAUGACAGGGGAGGCGGGAGGGAGGAGAGGGGGGAGGAGGCGGAACGCAGGAGGGAGGAGGAGGCGGAACGCGUACAUUGCAGAGCUUGUGGAGGCGGAGAGGAGAGAGGGGAUGCACAUGGGAGAGGACGAGUAUGAGGACUUGGAUGGGUUUAUUGUGUUUGAGAAGGACAAGUACGAGCGCGGCGAGUAUGUGUCUGCUGUUGCUGUGGCGUGGCGAGAGGCUGCUGAAGGCUGGAGGCACGCUGGAGAAGAGUUGAUCCCGAAGAUGAAUAGUGAAAGAAGGGGGUGA